AUGGAACAACCCUUGGUCUUGCAGAAUAUCUCUGCUUCUCAUUGGAAAUUCUUUUGGUCCCUGUCUCUUACCUACAUUCAACGUAAUGUGAUAUACCGGCUCAUCACAGGCUGUAUCCCUUUUCGAAGCAGAUUACACUACAUGAUGCCUGGAGUCUUCGAGUCUCACAAUUGUCCUGUCUGCUUGUCUCCCAAUGAAACUGCCAGCCACCUGCUCUUUGACUGUCCAUCCAAAGAAAAGGUAUGGCAAGGCGUCAUUUUUGAAUUCCUAUGGCCCACCACGUCCAUCACUGACAUCAAAGAGGCUCUUCUGUCCCUGGACUUUUCGGAUAUCUGGUACUCCCAAGUCAAAGGCAUCCAUCCAUACAGAAUCCUACUCAUCACCCUGUCUCAAAUAUGGCUAGCCCAGAUGCGCUUUGUUUUUGACAACAUCAUCCUUGUCCCUGAAGCGAUUCUGGUGAAUAUCCGCUCCACUGUUCGCCAGACAGUGGAUGAGGAUCAAAUCCACUCCCUCUUGUAG
This is a messenger RNA of Mucor velutinosus, 519 nucleotides long. RefSeq lists its product as uncharacterized. The transcript has a single exon. The coding region runs from base 1 to 519 and encodes 172 amino acids. NCBI's taxonomy places the organism in Eukaryota, Fungi, Mucoromycota, Mucoromycetes, Mucorales, Mucoraceae. The record is from RefSeq and is a predicted model, not a curated record.